AUGGUUCUAGGCAUUGCAAUGAUGGCAGGCAUGCUACCCACUAUGAUUGGGCUAAACGAAGCAACCAAGGGGGCUCGGGACCGCGAGGAAAGUCGCAGGGAGGAUGCCCGAAGAACUCGAACCCACUUGAUGGCUGUAUGUGAUGUCGAUGAAGGAUCCCUAGCCCAACGGCAGCAGGUGCACAAUGCCAAGAUCUACUUGGGACUGGAUCGUAGGAUCUACAUUACCAAAGACCCAAAUUCCACCCUAUCCCCAUUUAAUGGACAUUUCGAAAACCACCCUUCUUUUGAGGAAGACAACACGGCGGGACUUAUCUCAAUGAGUGGGGAAGACAAGCCACUGGCAAGAUGGGUGUUUCUUGAUUCAGAUACGAAUGAAAUGAGAUGGGGAGGGCGGCAGGAUAGUGACGGUCAUGUCUGUGGGCCGUUUGACCUGACCGAUGACGAACAGUAUAUUACUCUGGAAGAUGACCAGAGAUGGCUGGCUGUACGGUUGCCGGAAUACUCUCAAGAGGGCCACGAGACCAAGCCCUUGGGGAUCGUUGAUCAUGAUAAUACUGCGGCUACCUGGAGACUCUAUUUUGACCGCGGUGGCGGUGCCUACUUACCCGCUGGGGCUGAAAUGAUCAGGAUCUACUUGAAGCGAACUCCAGCGGAUUCCUGA
Molecule: messenger RNA, 663 nt
Organism: Penicillium longicatenatum
Lineage: Eukaryota; Fungi; Ascomycota; Eurotiomycetes; Eurotiales; Aspergillaceae
Exons: 2
Coding region: 1-663 (220 amino acids)
Source: RefSeq, a predicted model, not a curated record